Labeo rohita (rohu) is the source of this 9079-nucleotide messenger RNA. It is a transcript of the gene roraa, whose product is annotated as RAR-related orphan receptor A, paralog a. The coding region runs from base 170 to 1729 and encodes 519 amino acids. Gene Ontology annotation, cellular component: nucleus. Lineage: Eukaryota; Metazoa; Chordata; Actinopteri; Cypriniformes; Cyprinidae. Gene Ontology annotation, biological process: regulation of transcription by RNA polymerase II. Gene Ontology annotation, molecular function: RNA polymerase II cis-regulatory region sequence-specific DNA binding; zinc ion binding; nuclear receptor activity. The transcript is spliced from 11 exons. The record is from RefSeq and is a predicted model, not a curated record.
CUGCCAGUGGACAAUCAAACCUACACACCCACCUCUGUCUACACUCGCCUGUUCAACAUUUCUUACUUCUGCUAGAAAAAUACAUAGCUACAGCAAACCUCUGAGCUCUGAAUCGCAUCGCGGCGCAUCGUGAUACACCAGCAGCAAUAGCUCCAAAAGAAAGCACAACAUGGAGUCCCCUCCAGAUCCAGCGAGCGACCCGGGCAACGGCGUCUCAGAGCCGGUUACCCCGGUCAGGGAAACCCCGGUAAACCUGGAGACCCUCCGCAAAGCUGAGCACCAAGCCCCGGUGCGCCGGCAGAGCUGCUCCAGCACCAACAGAGGAAUUUCAGUAACAAAGAAGACACACACCUCUCAAAUCGAAAUAAUUCCCUGCAAGAUCUGUGGAGACAAAUCAUCAGGCAUCCAUUAUGGCGUGAUAACGUGCGAGGGCUGCAAGGGUUUCUUCAGGAGGAGUCAGCAGAGCAAUGCGGCGUACUCAUGCCCGCGUCAGAAGAACUGCCUGAUUGACCGCACCAGCCGGAACCGCUGCCAGCACUGCAGGCUGCAGAAGUGUCUGGCCGUGGGCAUGUCACGUGACGCGGUGAAGUUUGGCAGGAUGUCAAAGAAGCAGCGGGACAGCCUCUAUGCGGAAGUGCAGAAACACAGGCUCCAGCAGCAACAGCGGGACCACCAGCAGCAGCCCGGUGAGGCCGAACCUCUUACCCCAACCUACGGCCUCUCCACCAAUGGCCUGACCGAGCUCCAUGAUGACCUGAGCGGCUACAUGAACGGCCACACGCCCGACGGCACCAAGCCUGACUCUGGGGUCAGCAGCUUCUACCUGGACAUUCAACCCUCGCCCGACCAGUCCGGGCUGGAUAUCAACGGCAUCAAGCCAGAGCCCAUCUGCGACUUUACCCCGGGCUCGGGCUUCUUCCCCUACUGCUCCUUCACCAAUGGGGAGACAUCCCCCACCGUUUCCAUGGCUGAGUUGGAACAUCUGGCCCAGAACAUUUCCAAGUCCCACAUGGAGACGUGUCAGUACCUGAGAGAAGAACUUCAGCAGAUGACCUGGCAGGCGUUCCUUCAGGAGGAGGUGGAGAGCUACCAGAACAAGCCUAGGGAAGUCAUGUGGCAGUUGUGUGCCAUUAAAAUCACAGAGGCCAUUCAGUAUGUGGUGGAGUUUGCCAAGCGCAUCGACGGCUUCAUGGAGCUCUGUCAGAAUGAUCAGAUAGUGCUUCUCAAAGCAGGCUCUUUGGAGGUGGUGUUCGUCAGAAUGUGCCGUGCCUUCGACCCUCAGAACAACACAGUCUAUUUUGACGGAAAGUAUGCGGGCCCUGAUGUCUUUAAGUCAUUAGGUUGCGACGACUUGAUCAGCUCCGUCUUCGAGUUUGGGAAAAACUUGUGUUCUAUGCACCUCUCUGAAGACGAGAUCGCCCUGUUCUCCGCCUUCGUGUUGAUGUCUGCAGAUCGAUCCUGGCUCCAGGAGAAGGUGAAGGUGGAGAAACUCCAGCAGAAGAUCCAACUGGCCCUCCAACAUGUUCUACAGAAGAACCACAGAGAGGACGGCAUACUGACAAAGUUGAUAUGCAAAGUGUCCACGCUGCGAGCCCUGUGCAGCCGGCAUACGGAAAAGCUGACGGCGUUCAAAGCAAUAUACCCAGACAUUGUCCGUGCCCACUUCCCCCCCUUGUACAAGGAGUUGUUCGGAUCAGACUUUGAGCAGUCCAUGCCCGUUGACGGGUAGCGCUUCCCCGCGCCCACCCCGCCCGGGGGGAAUUCACACCGUGGGGAAUGUCAAGCAUAAAUCUGAGACACUUUAGCAGUGCCCUGCACAUAUACACACACACCUGGACGGACGACACACUGCACACACACUUUUCCCACUUUUCCCCUUUUUUUCUUUGUUAAGGUUUUUUUUUUUUUUUUUUUUCGUGGGAGAGGAGGUAAUGGACUGGGUUUGACUCCAGCGGUUUAUUUUUGGGGUUUGUUCCCUCCUUUUACUGACACAGGUGGGAUUCGGAGCCCAGGGGAGAGGAUGAGAAGAUGAAGACACUUGUUUUUCCCGAACGCUUUUUCCCUCGCUCUCUUUCUCUCUCCGGCUGAACCUGAAGAGUCCACGCGUUCGUUUCUCGAGAACGGUCCCUUGGCGAUUUGUCACGAUCAGCAUAAAUUGUUUUGACUCGUUUCCAAAUGGAAAAAAAACGAUUCCCAGAGAGCAUCCGCCUGGAAUCCGGCAGAACACGGAAGCCCUUUUCAAGCCAAGAACAUGAAAUAAAAAGUUGUGAUCAAAAAGUCGAUUAUCCGAACUGUUCCAGCAGUUGUUGUAGCAGCAAAAAAAAGUCUACGUAGAAAAUAAUACGUGGUUAGUUUCUUCCUCCCUGUGCGCCUGUGGAUUUGUUUUCUUUUUUUGGGAUGUCAAACCAGCACCGAACGAUGAAGAAUAUGAAGUGAGAGAGAAAGAGAGAUACGGAGAAGGAGUGUGAUGUAGAGUCAACACAAAACAGCACCUUUCUACGGACAAUCGAGAAAAAAAAAAAAAAAAACCCGAAGGAACAUCGUAGAAUUCUGGUAAUUCUAGUCGCGAUUGCUUUUUAGCCGUCAGAGACUCCAUCUAUCAUAGUUGCUUAGUGAUAUCGUUUAAGGCCAUCUGCUAUUAAGUCCCUCUCCGGAAUGGUGUUAACGUAACGUAACGGUCCGACCACCAACAUCGAUGCAAUGCAAGGGUCCAUUCCACCUGUUUUCUAACGUGUUACAGGGUAUACGAUCAUAAGUACAAACUAUACAGAAAAAAAAAUAAUGUUUAUAGAAUCUAUUUUAAAUAACAUGUAUGAUAUUAGUAGCUAGACUAUUCUUAAUUGUGAAAAAUUGAUAAGGCACUUUUAUUUGCACCUUUCUUUAAUUUAAGACUUGUAUAUUUACCUAGUGAUGUGUUGCAUGUAUAAAUACCACGGUUAUGGAGAACGAGUGCUGAAACCCUAACGCUGCUGAGGGUGGGUGCGUGUUUGCGUGCGUGUUUGUGUAUUUAUUUGCGCGAGGCGGAGGUUGGUGCUGGGUGAAGCCGGAUCACGCGAUCUAAGGGGGGGUAUGUAAAGUACAUUCAAUGUCUGCCACCUUUAAUGGGAAAUAAAAUAGCAAAACAUGAAACGUCCCAUUAUGAAAACCUAAGCGCACCACGUCCAAAGGGCUGUUGAAUGCAAACGAACCCUUUUUUCCACACACAUCAUGUGUUGUUUAAUGGUUCCAUCUAGUGGUGGCUGUGUGGAGGAGUUUUAAACUGGCUCUUGUGAGGGCCUUUGCCCAGCAACAACGCUCGUCGGGAACGUAAGAGUGGAUAAAAAGACGAAAAAAGAGAAAUAUUCAAAGCCUUGUCUGGUUGAAAUCCUCUAUUUUUGUAACAUUGUACAGUGCUUAUGAAGCCUAUGAAAGAAAAAGGGAAAGAACGAAGGAUGAUAUAGCACUUAAUCCUGCAAUAAUUAGAAUCUGUGUUUUUUUUUAUAAUUUUUUUUUUUGUCUUUUUCAAAGAACAAGACAAUGGUAGUAAUAGUGCUAUUUUUGGAAUACCUAACUGUUGUGUGUUGCGCGUGUUUGUACGUCUCUUGAAUGUGCCAUAGUGGUCUUUCCUGCUUUUUUGAGUCUGAAAAAUUUGUUGUAUUGUAACAUUCCAGUAAAAGUAUGUUGUGGCGUUUAGAAAAUCCCGGAAUAAUCCAGAAAAAACUUCAUUGAUCACUUCUACGACCACUGACCUUUUGAGAAACUUUGAAUAGAUCUUGGUAGCUUCAUAUCGCUUUUUUCCCCCUAUGACGCAAAGUAUUUUCCUCAGGGAAGAGUCUGUCUAACUCAAUUCUGAAACUGGUAGCUUAAACAUGUUAGUCAGCUCUACGUUGCAUUUUAAACUCAAUAAUUUGAUCUUGAUGGCAUGUUCAGUACAGAUAAAUAAUAGCAUUUUUAUCAUAAUUAUGUCAGUAACUACUGCUAACAAAAUAUUAGUCUGUGCAAUGCAUCCCGAAGAAGUCCUGCUUCAAUCUGUGAUUGACAAUCCAGGUUCAUGUUUAGUUCUUUAAAACAGUAAAUCAGCAGUUUGUGUACUAUAAGGCUCAGGGAGAGUAGUAUUGAGUAAUAAUUGAGCAGGGAUAAUGAGAUCAGUUCCAAAACCUAGUGAGCUGCCUACCUAGAUGGCAUUUUAGCUGUGCUUCGGACACAAAAUGUCUCUCAAAAGGGUCGGAAGUACUCAGUUUUGUCCACAUUUUAAGGCAAUCACAGAAUAUACUGUGACAGAAUUUGUAAAAAACGUUCUUUCGGCAUGGUGUAGGAGUCAACCCUGAUAGCACACGUACAUCACAGAGAAGUCUAUUUGACGUCUGCAUUUACAUCUGCAAGACAUUUUUUAGAGUGUUUGCUCAUCUGCAAUAUGUCUAUUGGACGUUUCCUAUCAGAUGUCAAAUAGACGUCUGUUAGAUGUCUUUAAGAUGUUUAUAAUUUUGAAUGUAUGUAAAACUGACAUCUGAAAGAUGUCUGUCAGACGUUUGUACACAGCAGAUGCUUUCCCAAUCAAGAGAUCUUUAACAGACAUCUUGCAGAUGUACAUAUGCUAUCUGGGAAUAGAUAUGAACCCUAAUAGCACAUGUACAUCACGGAGACGUCUAUUUGACGCCUGCAUUUACAUCUGCAAGACGUAUUAUUUAGAUUGUUUGCUCAUCUGCAAUACGUCUAUAGGACGUUUCCUAUCAGAUGUCAAAUAGACGUCUAUUAGAUGUUUAUGAUUUAGAAUGUAUGUAAAACUGACAUCUUACAGACGUCUGUGAGACGUUUGUACACAGCAGAUGCUUUCCAGAUCAAGAGAUCUUUAACAGACAUCUUGCAGAUGUACAUAUGCUGUCUGGGAAUAGAUAUGAACCCUGAUAGCACGUGUACAUCACGGAGACGUCUAUUUGACGCCCGCAUUUACAUCUGCAAGACAUAUUUUUUAGAGUGCUUGCUCAUCUGCAAUACGUCUGUUGGACGUUUCCUAUCAGAUGUCAAACAGACGUCUAUUAGAUGUCUAUGAGAUGUUUAUGAUUUAGAAUGUAUGUAAAACUGACAUCUUACAGACGUCUCUCAGACGUUUGUAGACAGAAGAUGCUUUCCAGAUCAAGAGAUCUUUAACAGACAUCUUGCAGACGUACAUGUGCUAUCUGGGAAUAGGUUUCAAAAGAACUGAUAAAUAAUAGUUAAAUCAUAUUUAAAAGGUCAUUUUUACCCAAAAUUUAAGGUCGAAGUAUGCUUUUAGCAUAGCAACAUGCUAACAUAAAACUCCAUUGGAAUCAAUUGCAAGCAGAGACAAGCUAUUCCUUUCGAAAAUUAACCGAAAUUUCGAAAUUUUAUUAUAGUAAAAGUGUAGUAACCAUGUUUUUUGGCACAUUGAUCACCAUUUGUAUAACCAUAGUUUUACUACAAAUACCAUGGUUAAACUAUGGUUAAUGUACCAAGACCGUGGUUAAUUUUUGGUUACAAUGGUUUAACUAUAAUAACCAUGAUUUUUUUGGUUUUAUUUGUAGGUUUUAUUUUGGAGAUGUUGCCUAUGUAGACCGCAGACAGGAAGGUAGCUCACUAGGAACAGAAUUGAACCCAAAACAACCUGGUAAUGAUGUUAAAGUACAAAUGGGAACAAACACUCAUCUCAUUUUUCAUCUUUCGCAAUUACAGGCCCAAGUCCUACCAUGGUAUUCACUAGCAUGAUUGCUGUCAAGUCAAAAGAAGAUGGUAGUCCAUCAUAAACAAUGCAAAACGUGUCAUUUCAUAUAGUUGCCCCCCCCAUAGACUUUAUCAAAUCACCCAGCGAGCUCCAAGAUCGACUUCCCGAAAACCCAACAAAGCAAGAUAACAACCUCAAGCGUGCUACGCUAAUUUCCAGCUUUGUUUUUCUCUGGAUGGGGAUUUGUUUUAAUCGUCACUCAUAAUUGUUCGAGUCUAUGUGCCAAAUACCUCUUCACGAUUUGCUCCACCUUCAGACGUCCGCGCGGGCGAAUCGUCGCGCGUGACAAAUACGGGUUUCUACAGGGUAACCACUGCUGUGGAGUCCCCUUGAUGAACAAGCUUUGCUGUUUCCUGUCCAAUGAUCCUCACGUCGGUUCUAACACCACGAACGCUGUAGUAAAGUCACGUUUUACCACUUUUUGCAUGUCGUAUUUUGUCGGUGUAGUUUGUAUUAGACUUUUAAAGCAAUAUGCUAAGGGAUAGAACUUUGGGACAAAUUUAUUUUUUCUAACAUACAAGCAAAGGUACUUAAACACCUCGGGAUCUGUGGUAUUUUAGACGCGUGAAGAGAAAAGUCCUCGGUGGAAGAUCCAUACAUUUUCCCUUGUAAAUUUGAACGAAAUUCUUUUUCAACUGUGGUUUCCUCUACGUGAGAAGCAAUAUACGUCCGAAUGUGGAUGCGAGAGUGUGUACAAGCGGAACAGUGUGUGUGUUCGUGCUAUUUGUAAUGUUCGCUUAAGGUCAAACCCCCCAGACAAGGCUUUAAAAGAUCAGACGCAGCAGGGUGAGAUGGUGAAUUGUAUGUAAGAUCUUACGUUUUUUUCCCAGGAUUUAAAAUGUUUUUCGUAGCACUGAGCUUGAAUCCCUUGACGAGGCUGUACAAGCAUGACACACUGCACCUCGAUGUUAAUUUCGAUUAGAGUUAUGCAAACGCAGCAAGGCCUAUGCACUCACGUUCAAACGAAAGGCACAUUUACCGUUUUUUAUUUCCGCGAUUCCGAUCGACGGAUUGAACGUGUCAUGCUCGCGACAGCGUUUGAGCUUGAAGGUUGAAGUGUUACUACGAUUUACGUCAAUCAUUUUCCUCGCGUUUCCUUUCCAAAAGCACAGCUGACGCGUUGUUAAAAGUGAACUAUGUUUAGAUAAUAGACGAAAAGAAAAGUCUUUAGCCAUAAUCGAAUGUCAAGCAAUAAUAUAUAUGGUGUAUUAUGAUUCAUUUUGUGCAUAGGCUUUGAACAUCUGCAUGUAAAUACAUUUUCUUAUUUAUCGCGUUUGAUUUUUUCCGCUUUGGGUUUUUCGCUCUCUUAUUUUUUGUUUGUUUGUUUGUUCGUUUUAUUUGUAUAUUGACUAGUUCUGUUCCCGGGUGGAGAACUACGAACGUCAAAUGGCCUGUAAACUGUACAGCUACGUUUCCCUGUCCUCCUUUCGGCUUUUAAUUCACGAUAUUUAAUGUUCUAUCGAUCACAUGUAUAAAAGUAACUUUGUAACUUCUGUCUGUAUAGGUAAGAAGAAAAUACUGCUAUUAAGACCUGCUCAGUGCAAAUAUUUAUCUGUUUUAUCAGACACAUCAUGCUGUACAAUAUCUCUGUUUUGAGUAUACUUCUCUCUUUUAGACUUAGUUCGAUUAGCGCUAGGGUGUGCGGACAUUAAUUUUUGUGUUAUACUGAUGUGUGGUGCUAGGUAAGUUACUUUUGUGAACAAAAAUUAUGGAUUCAUAGACUAGGCCACCCUCUUAGUCCAUUCAUUUCACUGAGUAUUGAUGCAUUCUUGAUAUUAGGACUCGAUAAAUAAUAAUAAUAAUAAUGAUAACAAUAAUAACGAUAAAGAUAACGAUAGUGGUAAAUUUACUUUCGAAUACCCAGCAAGUACCUGUAUCAGUGUGCUAGUCUUGGGACGCAGCUUGUUUCCUUCCCACUUUUAAGAUUAUUAGCAAGUAUCAGCUAAGUAAAUUUCUAUUAAACGUCACAGUUUUGACUUUUUCGCAACGAGGAUGAUUGUUCAUGCUUAAAAAAAAAUGAAAAAGCAGCAGUAUUGUGUUUCCUUUUUGAUUGUUUCGAAACCGUAGCUGGAGGAGUUUCUAAUCCAGUGCUUGUUUUCUGUAUCGGGCGCUGGAAGGACUUUAAACACGCGAUAAAGUACCGGAUUGUCUGCCGCCUUUUAACUCCCUCCAUUUUUUUUUUGAAUCUACCCUCUGUUUUUUUAAAAACGCGCUUUGUAAACAUUCGUUUUUUUUUUCCCGCUCACUUACACUUACAUACACACACAAUGGUUAAGUGUUAUAAAUUGUACAGGACGAAGGCGGUUGUACGAAGUUUUGUGCGAAACUGUUUUUAUCUUUGUAGCAAGGCAGAAUCUACUUGCAAUAAUACAUAGCAAACUACGCUGAGUGCCUCUCAGUGGUACAGGAUGCAGAAACUAUUCGUCCGUUUCGUUUUCACGUUCUCAAAUGACUGUGUUUGCACACGUAGGUGAAUUCUGUCUUGUGUUACCGACUUUUCUUUUCAUUAGCCGUCUUUUUGUAUGUAAAUGAGGCAUUUCAUGUUUGUUUAUAGCCAUGGAAAGAGCAUUUUCUUGUCUCUGUGAUGUCCUGUAUUUUCUGAGAUUCUCAGACGCUACUUUUUCAUUUCCUCCGAACGACUUCACGUGGUUUUGGGACAUUGCAUCCAGUCAGUCGCACCCUGGUUGGAUGUUAAACACGAACCCCGUUUGGAUACUUGCAGAGACAAACUGGCGGACAAUAGACAAUCCACUCCGUGUUCUCCCUGUUGUUUCCUGCCAAUUAGGUUUUAAGUUGACGUUUAUGAAACAAAAUGACUAAUGCAAUGUAUUUUAAGUGUUCAUGUGUAUGUAAAAUGAUGCAUACUACACUUCUAUUUCUUGUUGAGCUGAAGGGGAGGGCACAAGGGCUGGGGCAGGACGGGUUGGAUUUUGCUCCUGCGUACCUGCGGGGGGGAAAAAAAGCAGAGAACGGUUUGCGGUUGUCACAUAUUUUUACGUCACAUGUUUGCUACUGAUCUUAAAAUGGGGACAGUCGAUCAUGUACCUUUUUAUUCAGCUCUUUGGAACUCUCUUUAGGAGAUAGUCUCUUCUCAAUAGUGGUUUUGCUCCUUCUGUUUGUCUGAUUCUUAAAUAUGAAAAUAAGUAUUUUGAUUCAUUUUGUAAAUACCGCUGUAAAGAAAAAUAAGAAAUUUAAUGUUGUCUUUUAAAUACUUUUCAUUCUAAUAUGAAUGUUGUUAUAUUGUACUUAGAAACUGUACCUUUAAUAUUACCUUUAUUAAAAGUGCAUUGGACACAUCGAUUUUAGAUGUGCUUUAUGUGCUGUUAUCCCAUAAUAAAAUUUACCGCUUGUAAUGGGCUCUUA